Molecule: messenger RNA, 6870 nt
Organism: Cylindrotheca closterium
Lineage: Eukaryota; Bacillariophyta; Bacillariophyceae; Bacillariales; Bacillariaceae
Source: the annotation of a GenBank genome assembly
AUGGAAGAAAUUUUCCUAACUGUUUCGGCAUUGGUUCGUAAUAGUGACCCAUCCAAUGGCGAAACGACGUCUACGGACGAAAAACUAAGUUUAUAUGGUCUCUAUAAACAUGCCACAACGGGUCCAUGCCCAGGAGAUGCACUUCCUCCCGUCUACCAGCUAAAAGCUCGAACAAAAUACCAAGCAUGGGAAGCCUGUCAGUCAUACACAAAAAAGGAAGCGAUGGAAAAGUAUGUUCGACUGCUGGCGUCCCGGAACGACGAUCUUGGUGCUAGGUGCACAGCUCUACUGGAUGAUUUCCGUAAACAGCAGGACAUGUCCGAAAUUGGAUCUUCGUCGGAAACUGCAGAGGAUAAUUAUUCAUCGUCGCUGAAAAGUGAAGAUGCGUCACGGAUACCGGGCAUGGACAGAACUAAGAUGGACUCGCAAUCCUACACACCCAAGAACCUUCUGUCUACUACUCUCGACCUCCUUGUUUCAAUAUUUUCCUCUUCGCUACGGCUGAUCGGAAUUCGUGCGAUGAUACCUCGGGGGAAGUUGGAUGUUUCAUUUUUGGAUCUCUUCUUUGCACUUUAUCACUGCUUGAGGUGGAGAGGACUUCAGGGAAGGUGUAGUGUAAUGGUCAAAGAGAUUCAAGAUAUAUGGAAAAACUCAACAGGAUACGAAGUGGCAGUUGGUUUCUCGGUCAGAUCCCUGUUUGAUUUAUAUUUAAGUUCCAAGCAGUACCCACCAAAUGCCGAGGUGGUAGUAUUUCCCCCAAUAACUGUUCCCGGAAUGAUACAUGUUGCAAAAUGGCAUAAUUUGAAGCUUGUUCCAGUGGACAUUGGUGAAUCCACCUGGUGGAACGGCGAGGGUAUUGAACAAGCAGUAACAGAGAAGACUGUGGCAAUCAUGAUUGUCCAUCCCUUUGGAAUGAUUUCGACAUCUCUCGAUCAGAUCGAGAAGUUGCGUAUUCUUGCAGCCAAGCACAACGUGGAACUUUGGGAGGAUUGUGCAGAGUGCUUCACUGGAUUCGGAGAAAGAUGCUACCUGGGAAGUAAAGACGCGGAUGUUCGCUUUUUUUCGUUUGGGAUGAUCAAGACGGCAACUGCACUGGGAGGUGGCAUUGCAAUCAUUCGCAAGAAAGGUGUUGCACAACAGAUUCAGCGACUCCAACAUUCGCUCUGCCGGCGGCAAAGUACGAUUGAAUACUUCAAACGAGUUGUGCUUUCUCUUGCUCUAAAUGCCGUAGCAAUAUCACCCCAUCUCUUUGGGUUUCUCGUUUCCUGCUGUUCCUUUUUCGGGAUAGACUACAACAACUUCGUGACACGGGCGAUUCGCGGAUUCCCGGUCUCCAACACAUCAAUUUCAUUAAAUGGUGACAGAGUCCGAGAAGCAAUCAUGCGGCAGCAGAUACGGAAACAACCUUCACCCGCGCUAUUGGCACUGCUCUUAAGACGCUUCAAACAAUCGACGGGGAUAGCUCCCUUAGUUGCCGAGAGAUUGGCUAGGUGCACUAUGCUUGACACCGAGCUGCGCAAAGACUGCCAGCAAAUCAUGCUACCCAAUCCUCCCACGUUUCUACAUACGUACUGGGCAUUCCCUGUAUUCUAUGACAAUCGAGAAUAUGUCAGUUCAGAGCUUCGAAGUCGGGGUUUCGACGUGGUUAGUUGGGCGUCGCAACUGUGCCAUGUUUCAAAGUUUCACGGCGACAACCAUUUGUGUCCUCGAGCAGCACGAUUGAUGGACCAGGUGCUAUAUCUACCAAUUUCGAGUCAGCUCAUACCGGUCCAUUGUACCAAAAGGCUUGUGGCUUCGCUACAAUGUCUUUUGGCGGGAGCCAAAGAUCCGUCUCUUCAGCGGACGAGCCCAAGGUUGUCUUCAACGUUGACGAUUAAUUGGGCAAUGACAUGCUUAGCAGUAAUUUUGUCUGUCUCUUGGAAAUAUCUUGGAUGGAAAACAGUUCACUUCCUACAAUCAUUUGGAACACUUGUAUUUUUAUGCAUAUCUGGCUGCUUUGGCAUCAUGACGUUGUUCUUUCAUUUGCUGAGGAGUCGGAUAGCAAAGCUGUAUCUUCACCACGAGAGCUGGUUCCAGCAUUUCGAUAUGAUUGAGGCUGCAACAUGUGAUGAGUUACUUCAAACUGAGACAGAAAAGCAUCAGGGUGAAGGCAUGCUGGCGAAAAACGAAGUCCUGCGACUGCCAAAUGUUUCUCACAACCGAGGCGAAGAACGCAAAGCAUUGCUCACUGGUGCCACUGGCUUUGUGGGGUCGCUUCUUUUGCGAGACCUCUUGUUUCAUCGAAAACAGUUGUCAAUGACAGGUGGUGUCAUCUUGGUUUGCCGCAGUAGAGGAAGCGUCUCUGCAAAAGAAAGGAUUGCUUCUUUACUUGCCAAGCCCAUGUUCAACUUCGUAUCCGACGACGAGAAAGACCGGCUCGUAGAAGUCGUCGAAGGAGAUGUAACACAGCCAUCGAUUGGACUCUCGAAAACUGAUCUUUCUCGAAUAGUGCAAGAUGAUGCAAUCUCCCAUGUCUUCCACGCUGCUGCGGCAGUCAGCUUCACACAGGAACUGCCGGACGCAGCGAAGUCCAUUAUCUCUUCUACUCUGACUAUGCACUCAAUGGCUUCCAAACUCAAGCGAGGGGACGUUCAAUUUGUCCACAUCAGCACAGCAUUCAUACAUGGCAACAAAAAAGGUUCGAUUUCUUCUCCACUGAAGGAGGAUUUAUUCCCACUCGAUCCGUAUGAUGCAAGGGAGAUCUACAGAUCUAUGCUUGGGUCUCAAUUUUAUGCCACCAAGGCUAUGACAGAGCUCGGGUUUCCAAAUACUUAUGCUUUCAGUAAAUGUGUUUGUGAACACCUGCUCCUAGAGAGAAACAAUUUGAAUACUCUCAUCAUUCGACCAAGCAUCGUUGGACCAGCAGUCACUUCACCGUUUGAGGGAUGGGCAGGAGGGAAGCCAUCAACGCUUGUUGCUGCUAGUAUGCUAUACCUAAGCGUGCCUUGGAAUAUUUGGCAUUUGCCAAAUCACAGCGUCCCCUACAUUCCAGUGGACGUGCUUUGUCGUUUCAUCUUGUCUCAGGCGUAUUUGACGCCCCAACUACUUGGCGAUGAAAAUUCCACGACAUCGAAUCCGUCUAGCAGCACCGGUGGUAGUUUCCAAGAAGUGGACAACAUCAAUGAGGUGUGCUCGGAUUUUUCGGACGCUACAUCGUCCAUACCUUCGGCAAGUGCAACAUGGCAGCAAAUAAAGACAGCAACAAUGCAAGGUGGUGCAAGAGGAGAUACAAUGUUCACUUGGCUUGAUUUUGGCGUCGCACAGUGUCAUCUCGCGGUUAUCACCGGUUCGGUCAGCCGAGCUCUCGCUCAGUUUGCUUUGUUCAUUGCCGCGAAGGUCAUGCCAUCUAAACCACCCAGCUCCUCCUUGUAUCACCGACUGCAUGGCUGCUUCAUCCAACAACCGAUUCGAUUACUAGUUUCUAUUUUGAAUUGGUUGAACUGCGCUGAUGGAGGGCUAGGGAAGAUCUCGCCGUUCUUGGAGCUGCCGUUGCUUUUCUUUCCGUUCGUGAAGGAACCAUUCCACUUUCAGACAGAUCUUGUUGCCGGAGAUGAUUUUGAUGCGAAGCGGUAUGCGUUCAGUUGUGGUGUUGCAGCACAUCGCUUCUUGUUGUCAUUGCGGACGAGAAGGACAAAAAAAUCUGAAAAGAAAAGAACGCAGAAUAGGCGAUUAUCGACUGGCAGCAUCAAAUGCUAUCCUAUCGGAGGAAGGCGACUGCAGCCAAAGCUUUCGGACUCUCUGUGGGCUAUCUCUCAACCCCGAGGGAGCUAUUUGACGAGGUUGACAGGGAUGCUCUUCAGAAAGAUCCUUCGACAUGUUUCUGACGCGGUAACUGUCGAUUUGUUGUCCUUCCGUCGAAUCAGCGGAGUCAUUCGUGCAGCUGAGGAAGACGGCACUUGUAUCAUCUUGGCGCCAACUCAUCGUUCCUUUUUUGACUUCUUACUGCUGAGUUAUCUUUUCUUUUCGAUACCAGAGCUGCGACUGGAUAUUCCAUUCAUUAUUGCUGCAUCAGAGUUUGAACAGCUGCCCCUUAUUGGUAUUCUUGCUUACUACUUGAGGGCUGUCUUUAUUCAGCGCGGAAACGGAAGCCCAGAAGAUGGUCUUUCGACUAAACUGGCUACUCUGAAGAAGCAGAACUCAUCGGUACCAGGCAGUUGCAUUGAGAUAUUUCUUGAAGGCAAGCGAAGCCGAGAUCGCCGUUUCAUCCAAGGGAAAACAGGUGUUUUGAAGAGUCUCGCCGAGUCUGGCAACAGCCACACUAUCAUUCCGAUCACAGUGAACUACGAGGCGAUUCCUGAGCAAAACCGGCUAUCGGAUGAGGCAGUAGGUUCUCCUCGCCAACCGUUGAGUCUUUCUGGGUUAUUUCUUUGGCUUCAGGAUGUGUUGAAGGGAAAUGUGUCUGUUGGAAAAGUUCAUAUUGCUGCAGGAAUCCCGAUUCCUAUGAAAUGCCAACAACCAGCAGACUAUAGAACACUUGUGACGCAAGUACAACUCGCACAGCAAUCACAAAUUCAUAUUUCCGACUACCAUGUGAGUGCAACUGCAAGCAUUUGUAUGGUUGACAAGUCGAAAGCCCGCGAGGCGUUGGAACAACUUGGUUGCACUUUCUGGCCCGUAGUAGACGAUGAACGCUUCCAAUGCAACACCCCACACCUACCCAGUGACGAAUCGACUCUAUGUUCUGUUGUUUUGCAAUGCAGCCACCUCUUGGCUCCUCUUUUCAUUGAUGAGCACAAAAUGUGGGCUGUGUGGCUAAAUUAUAUCGUAUCAGAAAACGAUAGACCGAGCCAGAUGUCACAAAAGGUUCGACCGGUUUAUGACAUCUUUCGGAAAUACUUUAUUGCGAGUGAUAAACUUGUCGAUAAAACGAUUCUAGAGAUAGAUCGGCGUGGAUAUCAACACCCCAACGAAAAUUACAUCUUGCAGAUCGCAACAUCAUUGAACGAUGAAAAGUUACCUCUACUGUUUGUUUGGGCGUCGAUAUCCAUGAGGCAGAUAGCUUUCACCCGAGGCGAACGUAAGACUUCCCCGCUCCCCGAGUCAUUGCAAUCUUACUGCUUGAGUGACAGUAUGGAAAAUCUGGGCUUUUGGGGCUUCCACGACAGCGGCUUUGUGUUGAAAAGUGACGGGGAUAGACAAAGCUACGUUUCUAUGAAAGGAAAGAGGUAUGGUCUCUGUGGAAAGCAAUUGCCAAAUAUAUUGCCUUUUAUGGAAUCAGAAAUGCGGAUACGGAUGGCAACUCUCAACGAAUUUAGUUCAAAUUCUAUCGUUUGGCAAACGCCGUAUGACAGCAAAUUCACCGUGGCGCAAAAGCAGAACCUUGCUGAGGAAUUCAGCUACAUUUCUUUUGCGACGAUAGAACGGGUUCGACAUGGAUCAGGUCAUUCACAAGAAGAUAUCUACUUGAUCCGAACGGGAGGGUCGUUUCGAAUUCCUGAUGCGGUGAUUUGGCCCCAAAGCGAAAUCGAUGUUGACAGGCUCGUUGCAAUCUCAAGACGUCUGGGAUACUGCCUCAUUCCGUUUGGUGGAGGAACAAACGUUUCUAGUGCUACGAGGUGCCCGACAACCGAUGUUGAGUCACGGCCAAUAAUUUCAGUGGACAUGAAGAAAAUGCAGAAGAUCCUUUGGGUGAACGAAGAGGAUGGUAUUGCGAAUGUGGAGGCUGGAAUCACAGGGAGGGAGCUUGGAGAAGAACUUAGUCGCAGAGGAUGGACGAUGGGUCACGAACCAGACAGCUUCGAGUUCAGUACGUUGGGCGGUUGGAUUGCGACGAAGGCCAGUGGAAUGAAAAGGAAUCGCUAUGGCAACAUUGAGGAUAUCGUCAAAUCUGUUCGCGUCGUUGGAAUCAACGGUAAGCUGUGGAAUGGAGAUGAAUCUGGUAAGACUGCACAUGGCCGGGUAGCCGAAGGCUUCGACCUUUGUUCGCUCAUGAUUGGCUCCGAAGGAUGCCUGGGAAUCAUCGUCAGUGCAGUGAUCAGAAUAUGGCCGCUCCCAGAAGUCCGCGAACAUGACAGUGUCAUCCUAAGAAACUUUGAAGAAGGUCUACAUUUCAUGCGUGCUGUUGAAAGACUCGGAGCUCACAAGCCUGUAAGUGUCCGACUCCUGGAUAACGCUCAUUUCAGAUUAGGACAGGCACUACGACCAGCUGACGGAUCGAUAAAAGCCCGCCUGCAAAAAGUGAUUAUCCAGCUUGCAUCAUCGAUGCACAAAGGAUAUGAUUUUUCCUCGGUUGUCUGCGCAACUAUUAGCUAUGAAGGUACUGCCUCCGAAGUGAAUCUUCAAAAGAAAAUGAUGCGAGAAGUAUCAGCAGCUCACGAUGGGAUGACGUUGGGAUCCGAGAUUGGAAAGGCUGGUUACGAUCUCACUUUUAUGAUAGCAUAUUUACGAGACUUUGCGAUGACCUAUCAUUUGCUGGCUGAAUCGUUUGAAACUUUCGUUCCAUGGUCAAGGGUUGGCACAUUAAUUCGUGAAACAAAGAAUCGGAUUCUACAAGAACAUCAAUUACGUCUUUUACCAGGCUUGCCAUUUGUUGGCAGUCGUGUGACGCAGCUGUAUCACGAGGGUGUAUGUGUGUACUUUUACCUUUGUUUCAGUUUUGAAGGUGUAAACAAUGCGAGUGAGGUGUUUUCUGAGUUGGAGAAGGCGGCACGAGACGAAAUCCUCAAGCAUGGCGGGUCACUGAGUCACCACCAUGGUAUCGGAAAGCUUCGGGCAGAACAUCUUAAGGAAGUCACUGCACCAACCCUAUCAGCUACAAUCGGCGCGAUAAAGAAAGCGAUCGACAGUGAUAACAUUUUUGGCGCAAGGAACGGACCAUUCGCAUAUGCUUAG